This is a messenger RNA of Raphanus sativus (radish), 1163 nucleotides long. Its product is annotated as gibberellin 2-beta-dioxygenase 1. Gene Ontology annotation, biological process: response to light stimulus; gibberellin catabolic process. The record is from RefSeq and is a predicted model, not a curated record. NCBI's taxonomy places the organism in Eukaryota, Viridiplantae, Streptophyta, Magnoliopsida, Brassicales, Brassicaceae. The coding region runs from base 93 to 1088 and encodes 331 amino acids. The transcript is spliced from 3 exons.
CAUCCUUCAAAGCUAUUAAAAGGGACACCAGAAAGGGAAAAUCUUUGAAACAUACCAGAAAGGGAAAAUCUUUGAAACAUACAUUUAUAGCUAUGACGGUAUUAUCUAAACUGGUCGAAAAAACAGAAUCCGGGUUUUCUCCAAUCCCAGUUAUAGAUAUCUCUGACCCAGAGUCCAAACACGCCCUUGUCAAAGCCUGUGAAGACUUUGGGUUCUUCAAGGUGAUCAACCAUGGCGUUUCUUCAGAGCUAGUAUCUGUUUUGGAACAUGAGGCCGUCGAGUUCUUCUCAUUGCCCGCGUCCGAGAAAACCCAAGUCGCUGGUUAUCCCUUUGGAUACGGUAACAGAGAGAUUGGUCGGAAUGGUGAUGUUGGCUGGGUUGAGUACUUGUUGAUGAAUGCUAAUCUUGAUUUCGGUUCACAUCCAUUUCUUCCGGGUCUCUUACAAAACCAGGAAAUUUUCAGAAACGCAUUGCUAGAAUACACAACAUCCGUGAGGAAGAUGACAUGCGAUGUUUUGGAUCUGAUGACUGAUGGGUUAGGGAUCAAACCGAGGAACACACUUAGCAAGCUUGUAUCUGAUAAAAACACUGACUCUAUAUUCAGGCUUAAUCACUAUCCACCAUGCCCUCUUAUCAACAAAAAUACCAAUGAUGGCAACAAUGUGAUUGGUUUUGGCGAACACACUGAUCCUCAGAUCAUCUCUGUCUUAAGAUCUAACAACACUUCUGGUCUCCAAAUCAAUCUAGCUGACGGCUCCUGGAUUUCUGUCCCUUCCGAUCCCUCUUCCUUCUUCUUCAACGUCUCCGACUCUCUCCAGGUGUUGACAAAUGGGAGGUUCAAGAGCGUUAAGCAUAGGGUUUUAGCAAACAGUAGGAAAUCUAGGGUUUCUAUGAUUUACUUCGCUGGACCUUCUUUGACUCAGAGAAUCGCUCCCUUGACAUGUCUUAUUGACAACGAAGACGAAAGUUUGUACGAAGAGUUCACUUGGUCUGAGUAUAAAAAAUCUGCCAACAACUCUAGAUUAUCUGAUAAUAGGCUUCAAGCAUUUGAAAGGAAAGCUGUCGCUAUAUCGUUGAAUGAUUCAUAAGUAUUUUUCCGAUUUGUAGUUCUAAAUGUGCCGUGUAAUCUACAUAUGCAUUUUUAUAAUUAAUGUUGUUCCAGU